This is a messenger RNA of Pygocentrus nattereri (red-bellied piranha), 29883 nucleotides long. It is a transcript of the gene pclob, whose product is annotated as piccolo presynaptic cytomatrix protein b. Gene Ontology annotation, biological process: presynaptic active zone assembly; protein localization to synapse. The coding region runs from base 343 to 26676 and encodes 8777 amino acids. Gene Ontology annotation, cellular component: cytoskeleton of presynaptic active zone; axon; membrane. The record is from RefSeq and is a predicted model, not a curated record. The transcript is spliced from 39 exons. Gene Ontology annotation, molecular function: structural constituent of presynaptic active zone; metal ion binding; protein binding. NCBI's taxonomy places the organism in Eukaryota, Metazoa, Chordata, Actinopteri, Characiformes, Serrasalmidae.
GCAGCCUGUGAACAUGGCUGAAUAGGACUCAUCCACAUUAAUGGAGAUGUGGAUUUAACAGCUUCACAGCACAGUAUACACUCUCACACUGCAUAGCCCGGUGAUGUGUUUUUUUUCACCCUUUCGCUCUUUGGGGAAUAAAUAAAGGGAUGUAGUGGCAGAUGAGAGAGAUACAUAAAAUUGGAGAGAUACCCUCCCCUGGACUCCAAGAAAACUGGAGCAGUUACUGUAUUGAUGCCCUCACUGCACCACCUACUGGCAGCUAGGGCCCCCCAGCAGUGAGCCCCACCAUUCCAACCCCAACCCUCCCCUUUAACCAGCUCCUAGAACCCUCCAGACACCAUGUUCUCUUCCAACUUCUUGAGUGGGGGGAACCCCCUUAGUGCCAUGUCAUCUGCAGUAAACAAGUUAAGUCUGUUUGGAGAUGAGCCUGAGGAAAAGCAGCAGCAGCAGGGUUCUCCAAAGCACAAAGGUGCUGAACAGCAGGGGAACGGACAGCCUGCUUCACAAGGAACGCCAAAGCAAAGUAGGCAGCAGCCACAAGGAGUGGGUUCUGGUGAUCCUCAGCAGCAAGGAAUGAACAAGGGUGGACCCCAGCAGGCUACAGCUGGUAGGGGUGGCCCUCAGAAACAAGGAGCUGGGAGGGGAGGACCUCAGCAACAAGGAGCAGGCAGGGGAGGACCUCAGCAACAAGGAGUAGGCAGGGGAGGACAUCAGCAACAGGGAGUGGGCAGAGGAGGAUCUCCACAGCCUGGAAAAGGAAGGGGUGGACCUCAAGGACCUGCAGUCCACCAAGCAGAAAGACCUGCUGGCUCAGAAAUGGGGGCAAAAUCCUUCUGCCCGAUCUGCAAAACCACAGAACUCAAUUUAAAAUCCAAGGAACCACCCAACCACAACACCUGCACACAGUGUAAAUCAGCCGUCUGCAGCAUGUGUGGGUUCAGUCCUCCAGAUGCUGAUGCCAAGGAGUGGCUUUGCCUCAAUUGCCAGAUGCAGAGGGCACUUGGAGGUGCAGAACCACCUGGACCCCGCAUGAUGAAACCACCGUCUCAGCCCGGCAAAGCACCCUCACCAUCCCAGCCCCCUGGCAAGCAAAGUGCUUCUCUAGCACAAAAGAAGGAUGCUACACAAAACAAAGUGUUACCUCAACCUGCCAAUCAGCAAAAUAAACCUUCAGAGGGCCAGAAAGCACCAGAACAGUUCAGCUCAUCCGCAGCAAAACAAGCCAGCGCUACUGCAACUCCACCUUCCCAACAAAAGCCAUCACAGCAGCAGACAGCAAAAGGUGGCCCCUCCCUUGGCAAGUCUGAACCACCACCAAAGGCUGAACCUCCUGAGGAGCAGUCUGGUUUCUUUGGUUUUGGUUUUGGUGGUGUUCGAUCUCGAUCACCAUCUCCUCAGCCUGCUGUCUCUGCUGUUUCUGGGAAGGUUUUAGGUUUUGGCUCCUCAUUUCUCAGCUCAGCAUCUAAUCUGAUCUCAUCAGCUGUUCAGGACGAGCCUUCUACAACACCUCCAACUUCUCGUAAAGGCUCAGCUGUUUCGCAAACCUCUGCUAAGGCUAUCCCCACACCUCCUGCAUCACGCAAAGGAUCAGAACCUUCUAAGGACUCUCCCAAGCCUCCUGCAACCUACAAACAGGAAGAGAUGAAACCAGAGCAAAAGAAACCUGAAGAACCUCAGCCAACCAAAGCAACUGUAGCCCAAACAAAGAAUCAACCAACUUCUACUCAGCCUUCAAACCUAAAUCCAGUGAGCCCAAAACCCAUUCCCAAAGCCUGCCCGAUCUGCAAAGUGGACCUCAAGAAAGAUCCUCCGAACUACAGUGCCUGCACUGAGUGCAAAAGCACUGUGUGUAAUCAGUGUGGUUUUAACCCAACGCCUCAUCAGUCAGAGGGAAAACAUUGGGUUUGUUUAAACUGCCAGACGCAAAGAGCGCUAAAAGGAGUAGAACCACAAGAACCUCCAUCAAUAAAACCCCUACCACAGCUCAGUGAGGCCACAACACAAAAGAAGGAUUCCACUACAGGUCAAACACAUAAACAAUCCACAGCCCAACCUAAAAAACCUAGUUUUGCUGACCAGACAGUUACUCCGAAAGAAAUAAUUAAACAACAGCCCAGUUCAACAGGAGCAAAACCACUAAAUCAGCGGAAGCCUUCUGAUCAGCAGACAACAAAAAGUGACCCUCCAACUGCCAAGUCUGAACCAUCAUCAAAGGAAGAACCUCCCCACAAUGAGUCAAGUUUCUUUGGUUUUGGUUUUGGUGCUCGAUCUCGAUCACCGUCUCCUCAGCCUGCUGCCUCUGCUGUUUCUGGAAAGGUCUUAGGCUUUGGUUCCUCCUUAUUCAGCUCAGCAUCUAAUCUGAUCUCCUCAGCUGUUCAGGACGAGCCUUCCACCACACCACCAACAUCUCGUAAAGGGUCUACAGUGUCCCAAAGCUCUGCCAAUACAACCAGUACACCUCCUGCAUCACGUAAAAUAUCUUCAACAGGGACAGAGACAAAACAACCAACUGCACAGAAAGAGAAGACCGACAGACAGUUAAAAGAUCAGAAGGCCAAGGCACCUUUAUCUCAGACUCAACCAGAACUCUCCACACACAUGCCAAAAGUAGAUAAAGAUGCUCACACUGUCCCUAAAGCUUGCCCACUCUGCAAAGCCGAGCUUAAGAAGGAUCCUCCCAACUACAAUAUCUGCACUGAAUGCAAAAAGGCUGUCUGCAACCUUUGUGGAUUCAACCCGAUGCCUCACCAAACAGAGGUACUAGAAUGGCUUUGCUUGAACUGUCAGACCCAGAGAGCCCUUGGUGAUGAAUUAAUGAUUCCCCCAAAGAAUCCUGGUCCACCACAGUCUUUAGGAAAGGGGGAUAAGGCCCCUUCAUCACAACAGAUUGGAGCUUCUGUAGUGGACUCUACAAAGAAAACAGCUAAUCCUAAAGCAACAGCUCCACAGGAAGACAAGAAAGUUGAUGUUGUUCAGAAAUUACAAGACAAGCAAACUAAGGCACUGAAUGGAACACCCCCUAUACACAAACCUCAGUGGCAAGAAACUGAGAAACCCCAUGUGGACAGUCAAAGACAGUCAAAGACAGUCAAAUCAGAGACACAGGAGGAGUCAGGAUUUUUUGGUUUUGGUUUCAGUGGUACUCGAUCUCGAUCACCUUCUCCUCAACCUGCUGUCUCUGCUGUUUCUGGGAAAGUUCUAGGCUUCGGCUCUUCCUUCCUCAACUCAGCAUCUAAUCUGAUCUCCUCAGCUGUUCAGGAUGAGCCUUUCACAGUGCCACCAACUUCUCGUAAGGGUUCAUCAGUCUCCCAGACAUCACCCAAAACAACACCACCCACUUCCCGCAAGGGUUCCUCAGUUUCACAGAUAUCUCACAAGCCCGAAUCUCCAGCCUCCACGCCAGCUGCUUCCCGCAAAGGGUCUGAAACUUCCCAGGAUGUAAAGAGAAUGCCAUUUUCAAAAGACACCAAACCACCCUCUGAUCACCAAUCAGGGGAAAAGAAAUCCCAGCAAGUACAGCCAUCCAAAACUCCACCCACACAAGCAAAAAAGGAUCAACCAUUGAUAGAGUCUGCAGCAGUUGACAAGUCAGCCCAGCCUCUUCCUAAAACCUGUCCACUUUGCAAAGCAGAGAUCAAAAAAGACCCUCCUAACUACAGCGUGUGCACUGAUUGCAAGAGCAUUGUAUGCAAUCUCUGUGGAUUCAAUCCUAUGCCACAUCAAGCAGAGAUAAAGGAGUGGCUUUGCCUGAAAUGCCAGACACAGCGAGCGUCAGAAGCACUAUCUGUACAGUCUCAACAACAGGCUAAGAAAACACCACCAUCUCUUCAACAAAAGGAUGCUGCUACAUCAGAAGGCCCUCAGAAGAAAGAGGAAGGUCUUCCUGAUGAAACCAUUAAAAAAGGCCAGAAAACUGCUGCUGUAAAACAACCAGCAGACACGUCUGCUGUGGUACAGGAGAAGCAAUUGAAUCCUACUCCCACUCAACAGCCCAAUCAGCAGCUGCCAAUUAAACAACAGGAUGCUGAAAAGCCUCAAAUUCAGACAUCGAAAAGUGGGCCCUCUCCUGCUAAAGCUGACCCCUCUCAAGGAAGCUCAGGUUUUUUUGGCUUUGGUGGUGCUCGAUCUCGAUCACCAUCUCCUCAGCCUGCUGUCUCUGCUGUUUCUGGGAAGGUUCUAGGUUUUGGCUCUUCUUUGUUCAGCUCAGCAUCUAAUCUGAUCUCCUCAGCUGUUCAGGAUGAGCCUUCCACAACACCACCAACUUCUCGCAAAGGUUCACAGGUCUCUCAGAGCUCCAUUAAGACAACCACUCCACCUUCCUCCCGCAAAGGCUCUGGAGUUUCUCAGACAUCUCUCAAAACCACCAUACCACCCCCGACAUCACGGAAGGGAUCCGAAACAUUUCAAGACUUUCAGAAGAAACAAACAGGUAACAUUAAAUCACAGACUAAACAGAACCAAGAAGACAUUACACAUGAGAAGACAAAACCAGUAAUCCAUCAGGGAAAAGAGUCCUCUCAAGGAGCUGAAUCCAAGCCAGAGCUAUCAACAGUGAAGGAAACACAGCUUAUUCCCAAAGAUUGUCCGCUCUGCAAGGUGGAGAUCAAGAAAGAACCUCCCAACUACAGCACAUGCACUCAUUGCAAAAACAUUGUGUGCAUACAGUGUGGAUUCAAUCCCACUCCACACCAAACAGAGGUGAAGGAGUGGCUCUGUUUGAACUGCCAAAUGCAACGAGCACCAGGACCUCCUCCUGUACAGCCUCAGGCACAGGUUACGAAAGUACCACCACUAAUAUCACCACAGAAGAAAGAGACUUCAGCUCCGGAAAAGGACAAGAAACCAGUAGCUCAUGAGAAACCAGAAGACAAACAAGUUGAAGCAGACAAAAAGCAGCCUUUGAACAUCCAUAGUACAAAACCAUCUGAUCAAGACCAGAUUCCAAAGCAGCAGCUACCUGUGAAGCCCCAACAGGCAAAAGAUGCAAUCUCUGAACGUCCUAAAGAGGAAUCAGGCUUCUUUGGCUUCGGUUUUGGUUCUCGAUCUCGGUCACCAUCUCCCCAGCCUGCUGUUUCUGGAAAAGUAUUAGGUUUUGGAUCCUCUAUCCUCAGCUCAGCAUCUAAUCUAAUAUCUUCAGCUGUCCAGGAUGGGCCAUCUACUACACCCUCAACUUCACGCAAGAAUUCUACAGUUUCUCAAACAUCAGAAAAGACUGCACCAACACCUCCCACCUCUCGCAAAGGUUCUGAAGCUUCUCAGACUUGCAAGCCCACUGCUACACCACCUAUUUCCCACCCAGUACCCACCCAGGAAUCUCCAAAGAUGAAUCCUAAGAACAUAACAAAACCACCAAAUGAACAGAAUCAAAAGGAAAACUUAGAGGAGAAGAAACCAGGGGUCAAAAAACCUUCACCAACACCAGCACCAUUUUCGAAUGAUACACAUACAAUAACAGAUACAACAAAAGCAGCAGAAUCUACUCAGCCUCUUCCCAAAGUCUGCCCGCUUUGCAAUGUGGAAAUCAAGAAGGAUCCACCCAACUACAACAUCUGUACUGAGUGCAAGAAUGUAGUUUGUAACCUUUGUGGAUUUAACCCAGCACCUGACCAGACAGAGGUGAAAGUGUGGCUAUGCCUGAAUUGUCAGAUGCAGCGAGCAUCUGGACCUCCUAAGCCAGUUCAACCACAGUCUACCAAAGCUCCUCCCCUGGCAUCACCACAGAAGGAUGUUCAAGCUCAAGGUUCCCUGCAAAGGUCCCCUCAAUUGCAGGAAUCAAAAGGCACUCCUCUAGAGCAAAGAUUAACAGUAGAUGCCACAAAGGAAGGUCAGAAACUUCAUGUUGCUGGGAAACCAGAUGAUAAACCCCCUGGUGCCCAGUCCCAGCAACCCACUUCUACUCCUUCAUCACCAAAGCCUUCUCCUGCAAAAUCUCCUCCACCACCAAAGGUUGAGCCUGCAAAUGAGGAGUCGGGUUUCUUUGGUUUAGGUUUUGGUGGUACACGAUCUAGGUCACCUUCACCUCAAACUGCUGCUUCUGCGGUUUCUGGAAAGUUUCUAGGUUUUAGCUCAUCAUUCAUCAGCUCUGCAUCUAAUCUGAUUACUUCAGCUGUCCAAGAUGAGCCCUCUACAACACCUCCAACAUCCCGUAAGGGCUCUGCUGUUUCACAAACAUCUAUAAAGACUGCACCAACACCACCAGCUUCUCGGAAGGGCUCAGUUCUGCAAACGUCUCCAAAACUCGUCUCCUCUGAUGAGACAAAAGCAUCUGCUACUCAGAAAAAGGAAGAAAAGAAACCUGCAGAUGAAGCACAAAAGGCUCAGUCUGCCAAAGCACCAUCUGCUCCAGUGAAAGGGGAUGAAAAUUUAUCAAAUCUUCCAAAAAUGUGUCCACUUUGCAAGGAAAAAUUCACACACCCUCCAAACUAUAACACUUGCACUUCCUGCAAAGCUACUGUGUGUAACCUGUGUGGAUUCAACCCCAUGCCACAUCAAACAGAAGUGAAGGAAUGGCUGUGCUUGAAUUGUCAGAUGCAACAAGCACCAGGACUCCUCCCUGCACAGCCUCAACCAGAUGUGAACAAAGUAUCUCAACCAGCACCAAAGAAGGAGGUUCCAACUGCAGGUCCCACACAGAAAGCAAGCCCCUCAGAAGGUGCCACAGAGAAAGAUCAGAAACCUGCUGCAUCAGAAAAAACAAAUGACAAACCGAUUUCUGGAGAACGCCAGAAACCCACUACUGCUUCUGCAGAACAGAAGCCCCCUGUUGCCGAAUCUGUUCGACCACAAAAACCUGAACUUAACGAAGAGCAGUCUGGCUUCUUUGGUUUUGGCUUUGGUGGUGCACGAUCUCGAUCACCAUCCCCUCACUCUGCUGCCUCUGCUGUUUCCGGGAAGGUUCUGGGCUUUGGUUCGUCCUUCCUUAGCUCUGCAUCUAACCUGAUCUCAUCAGCUGUUCAGGAUGAAUCUUCUACUACACCACCAACCUCUCGUAAGGGUUCUACAAUUUCUCAAAAUCUUGAAAAAAAGGUUCCAACUCCACCUUCUACUCGAAAGGCAUCUGUAGCAGAGAAGCAAGAAAAUAAAUCAGAAGACCAUGUGGCAAAGGAUCCACUUUCUCUCAUGAAGAAGAAUACACCUCCCGUACAGAUCCCCAAAGCUUGUCCACUCUGCAUGAUGGACCUCAAGAAGGAUCCACCCAACUAUAACACGUGUACUGAAUGUAACAGCACUGUGUGUAACCUUUGUGGAUUCAGCCCUAUUCCACAGAAAACUGAGGUGAAGGAGUGGCUGUGUUUGACCUGCCAGAUGAAGAGAGCACCAGGACCUCCUCCUGCACAGCCACAACCACUGGCUAACAAAGUAUCUCCAUCAGCAUCACCACAGAAGAAAGAAACACCAGGUUUUCCACAGAAAAAGCAAGUAGAUGCUACAAAAACAGAUCAGAAGCCAACUGUGAUUGAGAAACCAGAAGACAAAACUAUUCCAGUGGAGAAACCCAUAGCUGUUCCCUUAACACAGCAGGCUGCUCCAGAGGGUCAGAAAGCACCAGAACAGUCUAUCUCAACUACAGCAAAGCAAGCCAGCACUACUGCAAGACCUUCACAACAAAAACCAUCCCAGCAACAGACAGCAAAUGGUCGCCCAUCCCCUGCCAUGUCUGAACCACCACCAAAAGCUGAACCUCCAAAAGAGGGGUCUGGUUUCUUUGGUUUUGGAGGUGCUCGAUCUCGGUCACCAUCUCCUCAGACAGCUGUUUCUGCUGUUUCUGGAAAGGUUCUAGGUUUUGGAUCCUCUUUUCUUAGCUCUGCAUCUAAUUUGAUGUCAUCUACUGUUCAUGAUGAACCUUCCACCACACCUCCAGCCUCUCGUAAAGGUUCUACAGUAUCUCAAAGUUUUGUAAAAAAUGUUCCGACGCCACCUUCCUCCCGAAAGGGAUCUGUAGCACAGAAAACAGAGGAAAGGAAAGAACCACAACAUAAAUCUGAAGAGCAAUUGACAAAGACACCAGUUUCUCAAAUGAAAAAGGAUGAGCCUCCCUCAGAGCCUCUUGGAGAUUGUCCACUCUGCAAGGUUCAGUUUAAGAAGGAUCCCUCUAACUACAACACCUGCACAGAAUGCAAGAACACUGUGUGUAAUCUUUGUGGAUUCAGCCCUAUGCCACAACACACUGAGGUGAAGGAGUGGCUUUGUUUGAACUGUCAGAUGAAGAGAGCACCAGGACUUCCUCCUGCACAGCCUCAAUCACAGGCUGAGAAAGUACCUCCACCAGUAUCACCACAGCAGAAGGAGGCUCCCACUCCAGGUGUUCCACAAAAGAAGCCAAGUCUGAAGAAGCCAGGUGAUGCAGCAAUGAAAGAUCAAAAACCACCUACACCUGGGGAAAAGGAGGAUAAACCUAAUCCAGAUGAGUCCCAGAAAUCCACUGCUGUUCCUUUAGCACAACAGCCUACUCUCCUACAGAAAGUUGAACCUCCAAAAGAGGAGUCAGGUUUCUUAGGUUUUGGCGGUGCUCGAUCUCGGUCACCAUCUCCCCAAGCUGCUGCUUCUGCUGUUUCUGGAAAGGUUCUAGGUUUUGGAUCCUCUUUUCUUAGCUCUGCAUCUAAUUUCAUCUCAUCAGCUGUUCAGGAUGAACCUUCCACCACACCUCCAACCUCUCGUAAAGGUUCUACAGUAUCUCAAAGUUCUGUAAAAAAUGUUCCGACGCCACCUUCCUCCCGAAAGGGAUCUGUAGCACAGAAAAAAGAGGAAAGGAAAGAACCACAACACAAAUCUGAAGAGCAGUCGACAAAGGCACCAGUUUCUCAAAUGAAAAAGGAUGAGCCUCCCUCAGAGCCUCUUGGAGAUUGUCCACUCUGCAAGGUUCAGUUUAAGAACGAUCCCUCUAACUACAACACCUGCACAGAAUGCAAGAAUACUGUGUGUAAUCUUUGUGGAUUCAGCCCUAUGCCACAACAAACUGAGGUGAAGGAGUGGCUUUGUUUGAACUGUCAGAUGAAGAGAGCACCAGGACUUCCUCCUGCACAGCCUCAAUCACAGGCUGAGAAAGUACCUCCACCAGUAUCACCACAGAAGAAGGAGGCUCCCACUCCAGGUGCUCCACAAAAGAUGCCAAGUCUUCCAGUUGAUGCGGCAAUGAAAGAUCAGAAACCACCUACAGCUGGGGAAAAGGAGGAUAAACCUAAUCCAGAGGAGUCCCAGAAAUCCACUGCUGUUCCUUCAGCACAACAGCCUACUCUCCUACAGAAAGUUGAACCUCCAAAAGAGGAGUCAGGUUUCUUAGGUUUUGGCAGUGCUCGAUCUCGGUCACCGUCUCCUCAAACUGCUGCUUCUGCUGUUUCCGGAAAGGUUCUAGGUUUUGGAUCCUCUUUUCUUAGCUCUGCAUCUAAUUUCAUCUCAUCAGCUGUUCAGGAUGAACCUUCCACCACACCUCCAACCUCUCGUAAAGGUUCUACAGUAUCUCAAAGUUCUGUAAAAAAUGUUCCAAUGCCACCUUCCUCCCGAAAGGGAUCUGUAGCACAGAAAACAGAGGAAAGGAAAGAACCACAACAUAAAUCUGAAGAGCAGUCGACAAAGACACCAGUUUCUCAAAUGAAAAAGGAUGAGCCUCCCUCAGAGCCUCUUGGAGAUUGUCCACUCUGCAAGGUUCAGUUUAAGAAGGAUCCCUCUAACUAUAACACCUGCACAGAAUGCAAGAACACUGUGUGUAAUCUUUGUGGAUUCAGCCCUAUGCCACAACAAACUGAGGCUGCACAGGUGAAGGAGUGGCUUUGUUUGAACUGUCAGAUGAAGAGAGCACCAGGACCUCCUCCUGCACAGCCUCAAUCACAGGCUGACAAAGUACCUCCACCAGUAUCACCACAGAAGAAGGAGGCUCCCACUCCAGAUGAUGCAACAAUGAAAGCUCAGAAGCCAUCUACACCUGGGAAAAAGGAGGAUAAACCUAAUCCAAAUGAGUCCCAGAAAUCCACUGCUGUUCCUUCAACACAACAGCCUGUUCCUGCCACACCUGCUAUCCCACAGAAAGUUGAACGUCCAAAGAUGGAGUCAGGUUUCUUUGGUUUUGGAGGUGCUCGUUCUCGGUCACCGUCUCCUCAAGCUGCUGCUUCUGCUGUUUCCGGAAAGGUUCUAGGUUUUGGAUCCUCUUUUCUCAGCUCUGCAUCUAAUUUGAUUUCAUCAGCUGUUCAGGAUGAGCCUUCUACAUCACCUCCAACCUCUCGUAAGGUUUCUACAGUUUCUGCAAAAAUCACUCCAACACCCCCUGCUUCUCGUAAGGCUUCUGUAGCACAGACAAAAGAAGAGAAGAAAGAAAUGGAAAUGAAACCAGAGGACCAGUCAAUGGUGCCAACUUCUCUUGUGAAAAAAGAUGAGCCCAUAAAACAGUGUCCACUCUGUAAGGUGGAUAUCAAGAAGGAUCCACCCAACUAUAACACCUGCACUGAAUGCAAGAACAUUGUGUGUAAUCUUUGUGGGUUCAGCCCUAUGCCACAACAAACUGAGGUGAAGGAGUGGCUAUGUUUGCAUUGCCAGAUGAAGAGAGCACCAGGUGCUCCCGUUGUACAGCCUCAGCAAGAGCCAAACAAAAUGCCUCCACCAGCAUCACCACAGAAGAAAGAGCCUUCUCCUGCUAGGAAACUAAACACUGAAACAGACACCAAGAAACCUAUUUCUGCUCCCACAUCACUACAGCCCUCUACUACUGAAUCUGCACCACCACCCAAAUCUGAAGCUUCAAAGGAAGAAUCAAGUUUCUUUAGUUUUGGUUUUGGUGGUCCUCGUUCUCGACCAUCAUCUCCUCAGCCUGCUGCUUCUGCUGUUUCUGGAAAGGUUCUAGGUUUUGGGUCCGCUAUCUUUAGCACAGCCUCUAAUCUGAUCUCUUCAGCUGUUCACGAUGAGGCCUCUACAACUCCUCCACCUUCUCGUAAGGAUUCUACAGCAUCUAUGAAGACACCAUCUUCUCCUGCUUCUCGGAAAGCAUCUGUAGAGCCUGAAAAAAUCCCACAAGGUACAAAAAACAAAAUUUCAACUGAAGAGACAAAGACUUCAACUACAAAGAAAGAACAAGAGAAAAAACUAGGUGAAAUAGUACCAAAUGACUCUACAAAAGUGGUGACACCUUUUAAAGCACAGCAUGCAGUCUGUCCAAUCUGUAAGCAGGAGCUUAAUGUUGGCUCAAAUGAAGUACCCAACUACAAUACAUGCACAGAAUGCAAGAACAUUGUGUGUAACCUCUGUGGAUUUAACCCUGUUCCUCAUCAGACUGAGGUUUUUGAAUGGCUUUGCCUAAGCUGUCAAACACAGAGAGCAUUAAAGGGAAUGGAACCACCAGUUACAAAGCCACAGGCAGAACCAGACACUAUCUCCACCUCAAAGCAGCCUCCAGAAAGUCUAACACCCAAAACAGCAACUGAUGCUGGUGAAACUAAUAAGAAGGAGCUAACUCAGGUUCAGGAGCCUCCAAAAGAUGUAUCUGCUGCAGCUAUGAUAGAUGAAAAUAAAGCCCCAGUUCCACCCUGUGUCCAAAAAGAGAACUUUUUGAUUACAGACAUGAAAAAAGAAGCUUUACCCAAGAUAAAUGAAGAUAAAACAGCUGAGAAGAAAGAAACACAGGUUCAGCUUUCUUCUACUGUAGAGGGGGUUUCAGCACAGAGGCCAUCCUCUGAAAUAAUGCUUGUAAAGGAGGAUCAAAAUGCUGCAGGUCCUCAGAAACCUAUAAUUGAGCAGGAAGCUGUUGGGCAACCAGUAGAUACAGGAGCAGAAAAGGGCAGAGUUCUGGAAAAACCUGAGAAGCCUCAAACCAAACCUUCACCAAGAGAACAAGAAACUUUGAAGCAGGAGUCAGGAUUCUUUGGGUUUGGGUUUGGCAGUGCUAAAUCUCAGCCUGCACCAUCCAAGCCUUCUGAGACAAGCAAUAGGAAGCUUGGUAGUUUGACAGAGACACCCUCAGCACAGUCUGUCUCUGCUGUUUCUGGGAAGGUUCUAGGUUUUGGAUCCUCCAUCCUCAGCUCAGCAUCUAAUCUGAUCUCAUCAGCCGUUCAGGAUGAGUCUUCUACAACACCACCAAGUUCCCGUAAGGGCUCUUCAGUUUCCCAGACAUCUGUCAAGACUCCCACACCACCUACAUCUCGUAGAGGUUCUGCAAUUUCCCAAGCCUCUGUUAAAACCCCACCAACUUCACGCAAAGGUUCUGUGGCUUCCCAGGCCUCCGUAAGAAUGCCUCCUGCUAAAGAUACCAAAUCAUCUGGUGCACAGAUGUUAGAUCAGAAGAAACCAGAUCAGAAAUCAGACGUCAAGUUAGAUGGGACACCAGAAGCUGCCAAAUCUUCUGCUCCUUUACAGCCAGCUACUAAACCAAUCCAGUCCAGCUGUCCUAUUUGCAAAGUAGAGCUAAACAUAGGUUCUGUGGAUCCACCUAAUUUCCAGAUCUGCACCGAAUGCAAGAACAACGUAUGCAGUCAAUGUGGAUUUGAUCCAAUGCCUGAUCAGACAAAGGUGAAGGAGUGGCUUUGCCUGAAUUGUCAGAUGCAGCGAACUAUAAGAGCAACAGAACCACCAGGAACUCCCAUGCUGAAAAUGACAUCUUCCAAAAAGGAUAGCCAAGCACCACCUGCAGCACACACUUUAACUGAACCCAAACCCAGCGUUUUAUCCUCUACACCUAUCAGUGAAAAGAAUAUCCCAGUCCCAUCACCGUCAAAGAAAGACAUCCCAGCUCCAACCACUGUGCAAACAAAUACAGACUUAAAACAACCACAGAGUAAAGAGCUCCCCCAACAAAAGGUCCCAGCACAGGAGAAGCCUUCAAAACCUCAGCCAGAAAGUGCCAAAGGUACUCCCUCACCAAUCAAAUCUGCUCCACCACCUCAAGCUGAAGCUCCAAAGCAGGAAUCAAGCUUCUUUGGAUUCGGAUUAGGUAAAUCUCAACCUACUCCUGCUAAGACUUCUGAUUCUAUGACUGGGAAACUCUUUGGCUUUGGUGGAUUGACCGAGACAGCAUCACGGUCACCCUCACCACAAUCUGUGACUAAUGUCUCUGGCAAGGUUUUGGGAUUUGGAUCCUCCAUCUUUAGCUCUGCAUCUAAUCUGAUUUCAUCAGCUGUUCAGGAUGAGCCUGCUUCAUCUCCACCAACCUCACGCAAAGGUUCUACAGUAUCCCAAUCUUCUGGCAAGACUUCAACACCACCUACCUCUCGCAAGGGGUCUGCAGCCUCUCAGGCCUCCCUCAGGAUGCCUCAAGGAGAACCCAAAGCUCCUGUAUUCAAGAAACCAGAUGAGAAGAAGACAGAGGAACCUCAUUUGACCAAGGCACUGCCAGUUACAGCUAAGCAAAAAGCUAGUACAGAGCCUGAUAAAGUAGCAGCCCCCUCUGAGCCUCCUUCCAAAGCAACCCCAUCCAUCUGCAAACUCUGUAAAGUGGCGCUUAAUGUGGGCUCAAAGGAGACUCCCAACUACAAUUCCUGUACUAAGUGCAAGGAUGUGGUGUGUAAUCUCUGUGGAUUUAAUCCCAUGCCUCACCUUGCAGAGGCUGAGUGGCUGUGUUUGAAUUGCCAGACUCAAAUGGCCUUAGCUGGGAAGAUGAUAGACAUAGGACAAAUUUCUGCACUGUCUACACAGCAAGUCAAAACUUCAGUGAAUGUGCAGGCCACUGAAACCACCCUUGGGCCAACUGUCCUUAAAGUAUCUCAAGUAGGUACAGAAACUGCUCUCGCUGCUCCUGCUUCUGUGCAGACUACAGAUGCUCCAGUGCAUGAGACUGUGGACAAGACACCUGAAGUGAAAACUGAAAGUCCGCGGCCAGCAGAUAAAGAGGAGAAAAGAGUAUCAGAGGAACAAAGACAGGCUAGAAGCUUUCAGUUUGCAAAUAAGCCAAUCCAAAAUGAAGAGGUUGUGGUUCAGGUUGAGAGUAAUCCUACUACACCUUGUGAACUUGACAGCACAGUGUUAUCAGUAUUGGGAGAUGAAACUAGGACCUUGAAGGUUAACAAAGAAGGACAAGACAUCUUUUCAGUUUCUCCUGAGUCAUAUAGCUCAGCUGAGGAAGAGCUUAAAGAAAUUCACAGAGCUAGUGAGUCCUCACUGAGAAAAACUGCAUCAGAACUAGUGUAUAUCAAGGAUCCAGUGAGUAUAAAGCAGCAUCCUACAUGUGUGGAGAACAGCAGUGAGAGUGAACCUUCACCACAUCUCCAAAGGGGAAGGAAACUAAGUGCUGCAUCAUCUAGCAGUGAAGACUUUAAACUAGACAGCCCAGAUUCUGGAGAUGAAGAGUUCAUACGGAGACAGCUAAUGCAAAUGAGUGCAGAUGAGAGUUUAUCACCAAAAGAUGAGGAAACCUACAUCAGAAAAGAGAUCAGAGAAAAGGAGCAGCAAAUGCAACAUGAGGCCAGAGAGGCAGAAAGGGAAACUACUGAAACUAAACCCAAACAAAUUCCAAAGAAAUCAAGCGUGGAGCUUGAAGAGAGUGUUGACAAUAGCCUGAUAUCUCAGAAGCAGGAUGUUCAAAGCAUGCAUGACAUACCUAUUUCAGAAACUAUAGAAGAGUCAGUAACAGUGGUGGUCUUGAAUGACAAUGAAAAAGACAGAAUUGCAGACAAUGACAGUGCUAUAGUCAUUUCUGCGCAACAGAGCAUUUCUAUUAGACAGAUUACUGAAGAGGAGAGUUUGAUUGAAGACUCUGAAGAUAGGUCAAAAGGUGAUGGAUCCUCCAGUAUUCAGGCAUCCAGCAUCACACCAGGAACUGCAUCACCUACAUCUGCUUCUUCAUUUGAUGAAGAAAGUGAUAGCAGUCCAAGUCACAAGAAGGCAGGUGCAGAGGGCAAACAGCAAAUGAAAGUCAAGCAUAGGCAAGGACAAGCCCUUCCAACUAUAGAUGACUCUUCUGAGGGAGAAGAGAUACAGGAUAAAGGUUAUCAGCUUUUGCAACAUGAACAACAAAGUGAGAGUGAACAGCAUCUUAAAAUGACUUCCCAAAAAUCCAAAAAAGAUGAAUUACAUGAACAGAGGAGACUUGAUCAUCCACCCAGUAAUCUGUCUUCAGUAGAAGUUGUAACACAAGCUGAGGAUGAAUGGCAAUUAUCAGAAGUUAAAAUACAUGAGUUAUACUCUUUUUCUAACAUCUCACCAAGUAUUGAGUCUGAACCAGAGAAUGCCUAUACUCACUUGCUGCCAGAAGAGAAACCAUUAAAGAGUGCAGAAGAAACAUAUGAAGAAAUGAUGGAAAAAGCCCAAGCACUCAAAGCUAUGACAAAGAAUGUCACUCCACCUGAGAUUGAGCCACUCUAUGGAGGAAUGCUGAUAGAGGACUAUGCUUAUGAGUCACUAGUGGAGGAACCAGCACAGGCUGCAGCAGUUGAAAGCAGUUUUACUGACAAUCAAUAUCUUAGUAAAGUGAUUGUACAAGAGACCGUAAGAAAGCUUAGGACACCAGAAGAAGCCUACGAGGAGAUGCAGAAGAAGAGAGAGCUCAUCCUAGAAGGACAGACAGUUCAACAUGAACAUGUAGACAAAGCAGCUGCUCAGACAGACCCUUUUGGACCUGCUGCUACUGAUACUUGCUAUGUGACUAUGUCAGCAUAUGAUGAACGUUCCAUAGGCAAAGAGGUAGAAUCCCAGCUGAAUGCCAAACCUGCAAAUGAGGAAGUGUUGAAGAAGCAAAAAGAAGUUCUGACACCUGGAACAAGUCCUACACAGUCAAGUCCUUUGUCUCCAGUAUCCCCUAUAUCUUUAUCUGAGCCUUCAUAUGAUUCCCCUGAAGUGAUACUAAUUCCCUCAAGUGGUGAGGAGGACAAUAUUAAGGAUGAAUAUGCAAUUGAACCUACUGAAUGUGCUAUGCAGCCUUACAUUUCUGAGUCACCUUCUGAAGAUUUAUCUGUGAAGAAAGUUCUCUAUCCUAUUCCUGACCUGAAAAUUACUCAGUGUUCCUCCGGUGAAGAUGAAGCUGGGGAUGAAGAUAGUAGUACACAAGAACAUGAAAUAGCUGUGUCAACGGACACUACUCAGGUUAUUUACAGUUCUGUUAAAACAGAACCUUCAGCACAGACACAGUCAGUAGAAAUGGAACCCAUAUCUGUUUUGUGUGAAGUUCCUCAAACAAAGCCUGUGCUAGAAAAUGUUUCAUUUUGGGAUUCAACGCCAUCUCCUCUGUCUCCACAAACUUCAUCUCCAGAUUCAGCAACGUCAUCACUUAGAGAUCAGACACCAGAGUCAGGCUUCAUUCCUGAAACCCCUACUGUUAUUGAAAGCUCAAGAGCUGUUGUACCUGACUCAGCUCCAGUUACAAUUACAAUGCCAGAUUCAGUCUCUGAGCCAGCUCCCCAAAUCUCAGAGGUAAAAGUCCAUCCUGAUGCAGUUUCCUUUCAAGAAAGGGCAUCUCUGCCACAAGUCACAACAGUGGCAACAGCUCCUUCCCCACCAGAGGUUUCUAAACUACCUUUAGCUCCAAAACCAACCAUAGUUUCUGCUGUAGCAGACAUUUCUGUUUCUCAACAACCACCAAUUGCAAAACAAACUUCAGCACCUAAAACAGCCGAAGUCUCUGAUACUAAACCACCAUUAGCUUCGAAACAAAGCCCAGCUCCUAUGCUCGCUGAAGUUCCUGUUUCUAAACCACCUCUAGCUCCAAAGUCAACACCAAAGACAUUGCCUACCUCAGAAGCCAUUAUUGUUAAAAUACCAGAUGGAGUGGCAUCACCUGUGCUAGAUUCAGUUUUGCAGACUGUAGUUUCAAAUUCUGUCCUGGAACUUUCUCCAACUUUGCCAACAUCAUCCACAGAUUCAUUGCAUGAGCAAAUUCCUAUUUCUGUUUCAAUACAAACCUCUGUGGAUGCUGCAGGGUCUACAGUACUAGAUUCCUCACGUGCAUCUGUGUCUUCAGCACAAGUCCCAAUCCCAUAUGUAAUCCCAGCUCCUGUUGUGCACAUGUCUGAUAUGUCUUCUGCAUCGGAGCAUCCAGCUUCAGUACCAUUUUUAGAGUCAAUCUCAUCUGCUGGAUCCACUGCAGAUCAUUCAUCCCGAGCACUUGUUCAAGUUUCACCAGCUGCUUCAGUUACUGUCCUAAUGCCAGACCUGGUUACUUCACCUUCCCAAUCUCCAGUUCAUACUGCAAAUGUUGUAGCCCCUCCUCCUGUUCCAACAACCUCAUCAGUAGAACAAGUUUCUGUUUCUGUUCCAACAUCCAUAUCAGUAUCCAUCCCAACAUACCCUACCACUACAGCUCAACAGAUCUCUGUUCUAUCACACAUUUCAGUUCCUAUCUCCUCUGCAUCCAUGGAGCAUGCCUCCAUUUGUCCUCCUAUAUCAGAAAAAACAGGACUAAUUACUCAUCAUGAGCCUUCAGUACCACUGUCAUCUGUUCCACAUGCUAUUCCUGCCACAGACCGAAAAAUUAUGCCCCCAGACACAGAUUCUGCUCAAAUUUCAAUCUUUAGUCAAAAUGUAGAUAGUUCGCUUGUAGCAACCACAACAAUCCCUGCAUUACCUAUUGCUGGUCAAACCAGAAUUCAUGCAGAUUAUAUUGCUACAAAAGAAAUCCCUGUCAUUACUUCUGCACUAACUACAGCUGCUGCCUUUACAGAUUUACCUUCUCAACCCACUCAAUCCGUGGUACUGGACAUACAGUCAAGGAUAGGUAAUAUUCAACCUACAGUAGAUGCCUCUGAUAGAUCAGCUACUAUGCAGACAAGACAAGGUCAUUUUGUCAUCAUUUUGCCAAACUUUGAAAAUAUGUCUGUGAUGAAUCAAACAACACAAGAUAUUGUCAAUAAUGCCAUGGCAGCAGCAAACUCUAUUGAAGAAGGCAGAAGUCAUCCUGUUGUAGUUAGUGUACCUCCUGUAAUCAGUACAGAUGCUGCUCAAUUUGUAUCAAGUAUGGGAUGGACAGCUGGCCUAGCAACGCAGUCAACUUUUGUGUCAACAAAACCUGAACCCCAAGUGACAUCUGUCUCUCAUGAAAGAACAGAAAGGCCCAUCAUUGAAUUUCCACCACCUCCUGCAGCUUCACCACCAGACCUGCCACCUGAUACUUUACCUAAUCCUGUUAGUCAACAUUCGUUUCCCAUUCUCUCAUCUGUCAGGGCUGCUCCUUCUGAGUCUCUUACAAGUAUGACCAGCACAGCACCAAGUGCAGUAGUAAAACAAACUGUAGCCCCAGUACAUAAACCACCACCUCCAGUUCCACCCAAACCAAUUUGUGUACCAGCUGGUCUAGUGUUUAGCCACAGGUCAAGAGAGAGUGUAAAGCCACCAGUUGUUCCUGAACCCACAGUUGCUCAAACUGGUCGAGCUGCAACAUUACCAAGAACAAGAGAACCCCCAAAUGCCCUCUCGCUCAGUUUGACUGCCCCUGUUGAUAGUAAACACAGUAUUUCAUCGCCAAAAUCACCCUUGUCACCUCGAUUUGCUAAAACUCUUGAGACAUAUGUGGUGAUAACAUUGCCAUCAGAACCAGGGUCACCGGUAGAAGGAAUUACAACCCAAGCUCCAAUACGAAGAUCAUCUCUACCAACUCCUAAGCAACAGGCUCCUGCUGUUGCACCGAGAGUGUUUUCCCCACCUGCAGUAUCUGCACCACUUACUGUGGUUCCAGCACCAGUAGUAGCUGCGCCACCAAAAGUAAUAUCAGCCCCAGUCAUGAUACCACCACCUGUGAUAGUUCCAGCACAAACUGUGCAUGUCUCACCAGUUAUAGCAGUGCCACCAGAGACUGCCCCAAUUGUUUCAGUAUCAAAAGCAGUAGAACCAGCACUAGCAUCUGUGCUGCAACCAUGGACUGUUGGGCCACCAGUUUUGAAGGAAAUGAUGAUGACUGCUGUACAACCUGUAACCACAACAGUGUACACUGCACCAAUAGUAAUUUCAGCACCAACUGUGACAUCACCUUAUGCAUUUUUUGAGGCACCAAAUGUGGCUGAAGUACCAGCUGUGACCACAGAACCAACAAUAAAUACUCUGUCAACAGUGAUCUCUGCACCAACAGUGUAUGCUACACCUCCUAUUGCAGCACCAUUAGCCAUGGUUUCUGAAUCAGUGGUACCUACAUCGCUACUGACAGAAGCAACUAUAGCGGUGAAGCCAGCAGCCUUUACAGGAUCUCCUACCCCAACACAUGCAAUGGAACCAAUGGUUUCUGUUGAUGUUAUGCAAGAGCCUGAAAGACAAUCCAUGCAAACAGUUUGCUCUGCUCCUAUAACAAUUACCCAACUCCCAUUAUCCACAAAUAGUCAGACUGUACAAGGGUUGGAGAUGGAGGAAGUACUAAUUGUGUCUGCUUCAGAAGAGGCUAUAUCUGCAAUAAGUCCAUCACCAGUUGCUGUAACACAGAUUCAGCAACACCAAACAAUUUUUGAACCACAACAAGAGGAUCCAGCAGUCUAUACUGCAACAGUUAUGCCAACUGCACCAGUAACAUAUACUCAGUUCACAAAGUCAGUAGAGAGUCAAGAAAUAAGAGGACCUGAUAAAGUUGUGUCAAGUAUGAGCCAGGUGUACUCUGCAAUUUCGAAAACAGAACAGCAUCCUGAUACCAUACCUAACAUUGUUACCCAAGUUGUCACAACUGAAGUCCAGAGGACUACUACUGUGUCAGUUGUCCAAGAAAGAAUACCUGUAGAACCUGUGCCAGACCAUGCCAGUAUGACUGUCAUAGUCCAGCCAGAAAUGACAAAAACACAAACAAAGCCUAUACAGAAUGGAAAGAUGCACUAUCCUGGUGACGUCAUAGAUCUCACAACAUUGAAGGUUAAUGUUACAAUGACUGACAAAGGAAUGGAUCUGACAGCCCCCGAGGCAAGUCGACAGUCCUUCUCAAGUGAUUCAAGUGGUCGACAGACAACUGCUGUGCAGCCAGAAAUUGUAAAUCUAAGUGCUGAGAUAACUCCUGCUACAACACUUUCUGUUGUGACAGAUAAUAUCACAAUUGUUACCUGCACUGCUACAAUUACAUACAAGGAUAACAUAGCUGAUAAGCCCCUUAACUUAGGAAGUGCCACUUCAAUGCCUCUGUCGCUUACAACAUAUAAACCAUUUGAGCCACUGGCACAAAUAGUAUACAGACCAGUAAAUUCACAACCAAAACCCACAACCAGUACAGAGAUCCCCGUCAACCUAUCUUGUGGGGCUACUGAAACAACUGCCGAUUCUUUACCUGUGGCCCCAGUAACCUGUACAAAGGCUGGUGUACCUAUACAUACUGAGCCAUCAGCUGUUGAAGCUAUAGAUCUAACUACAUCAAAGCCAAUGAAAGCCAUGGUAGCUCUGUCUUCUUCCUCUGGCAUAGUUACAACUGUUGUUGAGGACGAUGCAGCACCUGUAGAUUUGACAGCAGGUAGGAGAACAGUGUGCUGUGAUGUCCUGUAUAGGCUUCCAUUCACAGGCAGCUGCAGAACACAGCCUCCAGUGACCACACAACCAGAUAACCAGUUGGGUUUUAAAGAUGAUCACUAUCAGUACGAUAAUGCCACAUCCCUUGGAAUUAAAGACCUCAGUAAAAUGGUCGUCUCUAUGUCGGAAGUGGAAACUGGGCUGUUCCCUUAUGAGAACAAGAAUGGAUAUGGCUACCAGAAUGGGGCAUCAGAUGGGGCAAUUGAUCUGACAUCAGCAAAAAUGUCAACAGAUGAAGCCCUGGACUACUCAAAGAAAGGCACGCUGUCAUUUUCCACCACUCAAGGAACAUCCUUUGGGCUAAAUAGUGUACUAAGAUCAUCUAAUGGAGUUGUAUACUCAUCUGUUUCUGCACCCAUUCCAUCCACAUAUGCAAUUACAACUCAGCCAGGCUCAAUAUUCAGUACAACAUACAACAGUCUCAGCAGUAUAACUGAGCCAUUUUCAACACUUCAGAACCAGCCUUCACCAUAUGAUUUCAUACAUACCACUGGAACCAACCAAUCAAUAUUUUUGGACUCUGAUCCAUCCAAGGAUAUUCUGCCUUCUGCCUUAGCCAACUUCCUUCCUUCAUUAACAGCCUUCCCAGAACUGUAUUCUGAUGCUACUCUUGAGGCCAUAGCAGCCUCACUGGAUGCCCUGGUUUCCCCAAAUUUCCCUGCCUUGGAUGACAGUAAGAGCCAGCAGUAUCAGGCUGAGCGUGAGUUUUUGCAGUUAGAGAAGCUGAAGCAGCUGUGUCUUGCUGAGGAGCUUGAAUGGGAGAGGCAGGAGAUACAGCGCUAUCGUGAACAAGAACAGCUUAUUGUGCAAAAGGAAUUAGAAGAACUUCAGAGCAUGAAACAUCAACUCUUAAUGCAGCAGGAGGAAGAACGCAAGGCCCAUUUCAUUCUUCAACAGGAAACCUUUGCCCAGCAGCAAUUACAACUUGAGCAAAUCCAUCAUCUACAGCAGCAACUACAGCAACAGCUAGAAGAGCAGAAAAUAUAUCCAUAUGGUUUUGAGCCAAAUGAAGAGAUGUCUCAACCCACUGGCUCAGGCAUCAUUUUGGAUGCCCAGUACUCUAAAACAGAUAAUGGCCAGUACUGGCCCGUGAAGGAUGACAAUUCUACAUCAUCUGCAAUAACUAUCCAUGACCCUUUAACUGGUGGGGAUUGGUACACUGCUGGUAGUUCAACUUUAUCUAAAUUAGAAGGUGUUCUUAAAGAUUCAGAGAAUUCUAAGAAACUGCCCUCCACAUCAAAGGAAGCCAAUGAGGAAAGUGUAGGGUUAAGUGGUAAGAAAAUAGCAGAAAGUGGAGUUCAGACAGAUGAGGAGGAUGAGGUGGAAAAGCCUUACCCUGGCAGGAGAAGGAGGAAUAGGAGAAGUGUAGACAGUUGUGUUCAAACUGAUGAUGAGGAUCAGGAUGAAUGGGAUGUCCCUGUUAGGAGCAGGCGUAGGUCUCGUUCAAGCAGAUAUGCUGAUGGCGAACGAGGUAAAGGCUCAAAAGUAUCCAGCAUUGCAGUCCAAACUGUGGCUGAGAUCUCCGUUCAAACCGAUCAUUCAGGGACCAUUAAGAGGUCCCCCGUCAGGGCUCAAAUAGAUACCACAGUAGACCUACACCGAGGAGGGCAAACAGAAAGUGACUCAGAUGUUACGUCUGACAAAGAUAAGAGACACUCAACUCCUAUUGAAAUUGGUGUCAGCACACAUCUAAAAGCAGAUGGUGUUGGGAUCUCAUCAGUACCCAAAUCUCCGAAGGUAUUGUAUUCUCCAGUUUCACCUGUGUCUCCUGCAAAAGGCUCACAGAAGAUGCUUACAGCUGAACCAUCAAGACAUCCAAGUAGCCCUAGAUCCCUGAAGGCCUCACAACGAUCUCUGUCUGACCCCAAGUCUCUCAGUCCCACCACCGAUGACAGAGUCAUGUACCAGUAUGUGGAUGCCUAUUCUAGCAAGAGCUCACAGAGUGGUACCACUGUAGGCUCUCAGAAGAAAGUAAAGCGCACUCUUCCUCAUCCACCACCAGAAGAGGAUACUAUUGUUGGCCCUUCAGGAUAUAGUACUGGAUCUGCUCGCAGAAGAAUGUGCAGAAACACCACCAUGGCUCGAGCCAAAAUCCUACAAGAUAUUGACAAAGAACUGGAUUUGGUUGAGAGAGAGUCUUCUAAACUCCGUAAGAAGCAAGCAGAGCUAGAUGAGGAGGAGAAAGAGAUAGAUGCCAAACUGAGGUAUCUUGAGAUGGGCAUUAAUCGAAGGAAGGAGGCUUUACUGAAAGAGAGGGAGAAAAGGGAGAGGGCUUAUUUGCAAGGUGUGGCAGAGGAGCGUGACUAUAUGUCUGAUAGUGAGGUCAGCAACAUCAGAGAAGCACGAGGUAAUGGCCAUGGACUGGAGCGGCCACGAACUGCCCCUCAGUCAGAGUUCAACCAAUUCAUCCCACCACAGACUGAAGCUGAUUCUCAGUACGCACAACUUGGAAGUCCAUACUCCCACUAUCAAUAUGCCUCUCAAACUGGGACACCAAGUCAUUUUUCCCAGCAGAACCUGUACCAACAGCAGUCCCUUUAUCACCAACAAGUGUCCCCCUACCAGACCCAAUCAAUGUAUUCAUCAGUGCCUACACUCAAUCAACAAUCCCAACAAGCUGGUUAUGACCAUGCCUCACAGCUCCUUUUGAUGCAACAGAAAAGCCGCCAGACUACACUGUCUGACUUGGAGCCAAAGAUAACAACAAACUAUGAGGUGAUACGGAAUCAGCCUCUCUUGAUUGUUCCCACAUCUACAGAGAGUGCCUAUGGUGUCUCACAUCUUGGGGGCAAAUAUGGUAACUUAGACUUGAGAUUGGGUCUGGAGGAAAGAGGCAGUAUGGCUAGCAGCCCCAUGUCUAGCAUAUCAGCAGAGUCAUUCUAUGCAGACAUUGACCAUCACAAUGCCAGAAACUAUGUUAUGAUCGAUGACAUAGGGGAGCUGACCAAGGGCUCCACAGGACUGAGCUCCAGCUUCAGUAUCCCUGAUAAAGAUAUGAGUAAAACUGACCGCUUGCUCAGGGCUGCUGAAGUUCGUCGAACAUCAGAUGUGACUGAUUUCCUUGGACCUCUUCAAGCUGCUUCCAGGCUGCAUUCAUAUGGUAAGCCAGAUGAGGACUCAAUGGAGGAACCGUAUGAGUUAAAACUGCUAAAGCAGCAAAUCAAGCAAGAGUUCAGGAGGGGCACAGAUGGUUUGGAACAACUCACAGGUCUGCCUCAUUACCUCCAUGCUGACAGUUUCAGACAUUUCCCUAAGUCUGAGAAAUAUAGCAUUGGAAGGCUCACUCUAGAAAAACAAGCAGCUAAACAGCUUCCAGCCUCAGUCCUUUAUCAGAAACAGUUAAAGAAUAAGAGAGCACUAAUUGACCCUAAAAUUACUAAAUUUUCCCCCAUACAAGAGAGCAGGGACCUGGAACCUGAUUACAGUGGUUUUUUGGCAUCCACUGGCUCAGCAGUGGGUGGACUAUCCAGCAGGGCAAGGCUCCUACAAGAUGAAAUCACUUUUGGUCUGAGGAAGAACAUAGCUGAGCAGCAGAAGUACCUGGGCUCCACACUAAGUACUAACCUGACUCAGUCACUGACCCUUGGUCAGUCUCUUAAUCUUGGCCCAACCUUGAGAUCAUCCCUCCAAGACGAUGGCACUUACCCCAGUGGUACCCGGUCCAGACCUUCUUCUAGGCCUUCCUCUGUGUAUGGACUUGAUUUAUCCAUCAAAAGAGACCUUUCCAGUUCUUCGCUGAGGUUAAAGACAGAGGGUGAAAGCAUAGAUUCCCAGUUUGGUAUGGCAAGGGCAAAGCCGACUAGUCUGCCCAUCAGCCAGAGCAGGGGCCGUAUCCCGAUUGUGGCACAGAACUCAGAAGAAGAGAGUCCAUUGAGCCCUGUGGGGCAACCCAUGGGUAUGGCAAGAGCAUCUGCAGGUCCACUCCCACCUAUCUCUGCUGACUCUCGGGAUCAGUUUGGUUCCAGUCACUCUUUACCAGAAGUACAGCAGCAUAUGAGAGAAGAAUCACGAACGCGUGGCUAUGAUCGAGAUAUAGCCUUCAUUAUGGAUGAUCUACAGGGAGCUAUGUCAGACAGCGAAGCACUAAAUGACCCCAUGAUGGUUUUGCACAGAAGUGACCCCAGGCUCGUCCAUGAGGGUAUCAGACACGCAGGACGUCCUAGCUGGAAGGUAGAAGCCUACCAUCUGCAGCAUGAAGAGACUGACUGGUUUGAUAAACCUCGUGAGGGCCGUGGGGGACCACACUCAGGACAGGACAGGAGACAGGUGAAAGCUAUACAUUAUCCUUUUCCCCACACUCGCAUCAAACUGCAGAGGGACCCUAAAGACCACACUGUCUCAGGGAGCGGGAUGGGCAUCCGAGUGGUGGGAGGAAAGGAGAUUCCAGGUUCUAAUGGAGAGAUUGGAGCAUACAUCGCUAAAGUGUCGGCUGGAGGCUCUGCUGAGCGCACAGGGAAGGUGGUAGAAGGAAUGCAAGUCCUGGAGUGGAACGGAAUCCCUCUGAUGGGCAAGACCUAUGAGGAGGUGCAGAGCAUCAUGGGUCAGCAGCACAGUGGCGAUGUAGAGAUAUGUGUGCGCCUAGACCUGAACAUGCUCUCAGACUCAGAGCAUCCACAGCAGCUGGAGCUGCAGUCUCAGCUAAAGGCUGCUGACCGCCAGCGUUCUCCAGGUGUGGACCCUAAGCAGUUGGCUGCAGAACUGCAGAAGGUGUCUCAGCAGCAGGCUCCUGUCUCCGUGCUGGCUGCUCUGGAGAAGGCAGGACACCUGCAUUCAGCCACAGCAUCCGCUGCCUCGAGCGCAGUGCCCAGCCCCGGCCAGCCUGGAUCCCCCUCCGUCAACAAGAAACGCCACAGCAGCAAGUCUGCAGAGGCUCUGAAACCACAGCCACAUCCAAUCACUGGUGAAAUACAACUCCAAAUCAAUUAUGACAAAAAUAUGGGUAAUUUGAUCGUCCAUGUUCUGCAAGCAAGAAACCUCGCCCCGAGAGAUAACAAUGGAUAUUCAGAUCCUUUUGUUAAGGUGUAUCUUCUGCCAGGGAGGAGCCAAGUCAUGGUUGUCCAGAACGCAAGUGCUGAGAACAAGAGAAGGACUAAAUAUGUGCAGAAGACCCAGAACCCUGAGUGGAACCAGACCGUCAUCUAUAAAAAUAUUCACCUGGAACAGCUGAAGAGGAAAACCCUGGAGGUGACAGUGUGGGAUUAUGACAGAUACUCCACCAAUGAUUUCCUGGGAGAAGUGCUGAUUGAUCUGUCUAACACAGCUCAGUUGGAUAACAUGCCUCGCUGGCACCCCCUAAAGGAGCAGAGUGAAAGUAUACACCACAGCAGGGGUCAUCCUCCACAGGGGGGUGGACCUGGUGGCCAAGGAGGCCAGGGAGGCCAAGGGAGUCAGGGUGGUCCUGGGGGAUCGGGAGGGCCUGGUACAGGAGGACAACCAGGCAGUGAACAAUCCCCCAAGACCUCUGUCAUCAAGAGCAGGAGCCACGGCAUCUUCCCUGAUCCUGCUAAAGACACUCAGGUCCCCACCAUAGAGAAGUCACACAGCAGUCCCGGCAGCUCCAAGUCUUCCUCUGAGGGUCACCUGCGCUCACACGGCCCCUCCCGCAGUCAGAGCAAAAGCAGCGUCACACAGGCUCACCUGGAGGAUGCCGGCAACGCCAUCGCUGCAGCCGAGGCAGCAGUGCAGCAGGCCCGCCUCCAGCCAAAUAGAGCCGGACACAGGCUGAAUGAUGGAGAUGAUUAUACCCUGGACAGUGAAGAUGGCACGGGCACUAAUGCGUUGGACAGUGCUAUCUUUCAGGUCCCUCAGCUGAAGACCAUUCCGAACGGUUUGGAUAAGAGAGGCUCUGACUCUCUGAAGAACCUGUCUGACUCUGAAAAUAAGAACCAGAUGAUGGGGGAGAUCAAGGUGGCUCUGAAGAGGGAGAUGAAGACUGAGGGAGAGCAGCUGGUCCUUGAGAUUCUACAGUGCAGAAACAUCACUUACAAGUUUAAAUCUCCAGACCAUCUGCCUGACUUGUAUGUGAAGCUGUACGUGGUUAAUGUGGCAACACAGAAGCGGAUCAUAAAGAAAAAGACCAGAGUGUGCCGUCAUGACAGAGAGCCAUCCUUCAACGAGACGUUCCGCUUCAGCCUCAACCCGGCUGGUCACUCAAUUCAGCUGUUCCUGGUGUCUAAUGGAGGGAAGUUUAUGAAGAAGACUCUGAUUGGCGAGGCCUACAUCUGGUUGGACAAGGUGGACAUGCGAAAGCGAGCAGUGAGCUGGCACAAGCUAGUGGCCAGUUCUCCUCACACACAGCCCUGAUCUCCAUCAGCCAACACUGCCGUCAGAGCAGAGAGAGCUACACCACCCACAUUGAUAAACUGGUGUAUAUUGAAGUAGGUGGAAUAAGGGAGGGAACAAAGAUGGAGGUGUUUCAGUAGAUACUUACUCUGUGUUAAGGAGGGUGUCAUCGAGUCAACUUCCUUAAAAGUGCAGUUUUCACUGGUAUUCAGACCCUCUGUCAGAGCAUAAAAUGCUUUCUCUACUCUUGCAUCACUAUGUUAAGAAAAAACAUCAAAUAUUUACCUCCCAAAUCUUUCUCUUGGCCAAAGCCACCCUAGCACCAUACCUGCUGUUAAAUUCAUGUGAAAAAGUAGACCUAUAGAUGUGCUAUAACACAUGAUCUAACCUCUUUUAGCAACUCUGUCAUUAUCCAUUUAAAGUCGUUUACUCCAUGUUUUGUCAUGUUUGUCAAUGUUUUCUGCUAUGUCAAGACAGCAUAGUAGAAUAGAGUGCAUCUUCUCCUGAAUGGAAGUCUUGUGAUGACAAGAUGCCUUUAUCGAGAGAAGCUGUUUCAUGAUAUAUAAUAAAUGUAUGACAAUACAUUUUGUACAGCCAGUGUACAGAGGUCUUUAUACAUAGAUGGCUAAAAAAUCUAAUUGUGCAGAACUGACUAUAUACAGAAAUAUCAGUAGCAGAGUUUGUGAUCUUUUUCAGAGAAUCUAGUCUCCUGUUUCCCACUCAGUCCACUCUAUAUUUUAUAUAUGAUGAAAUUUAUCAUAUCAGAUUAUGUUAUAUAAAUAUAUAUGAUGAGAAGAUAAGACAAUCUUAGCUCAGAUGUAGUGACUGUUUCAUUUGGUGAAUACAGUGUGAAUAAACCUUCAGCAUAACUCCAUUAAGUCCAUGAUCCUCGGUCUUUAGUAUCCUAAUCUGAGUGCUUCAUCCGCAUUUUAAAAACCAGUUCAUCUGACUUUUUUGCAGUAUUUCUUUUUGUCUGUGGGCCUUGAUUUCAUCAACUGCAUCACUUAGACUUGAUUCCCUUAAGCAGCUGCAAUGAUGGGAUAGAAACCACUGCUAAGAAUAGUGAUUUUUCUGGGGUGUUUUGACAUUGUGUUCUGAACACAUUUAGGUGUUCGAGACCUUGAACUAUGGAUGCUCUACGUCUCUGUCAUUGAAAGUUUUGUGUCCUCAAGUGGUUUUGCAAGAGGCCACAGGGACAACUAUGUGGAGUCAAAUGCGCAGUAUGAUUGUAUGUGACCAUAUUUUUGAUUUAAGCAUCUUGGAGUAAUUGUCAUGUAAAUGUUCAGAUGUUGUCAGUUGUGCUCUCUGUUUUGUGAUGAAGUUCUGUGUUCAAUCAAAAUAUGCAAUGAAGAAAAAAAUAAGAGAAAAAAAUAAUAAGAUGCAGAUCUCUUCACUUUGACGGGGGUGUUCUGCAAGGCUAAAUAAUUGGCCCUAUUGAAAUCUGGUUGCUGUCUGUAUUUAUUUCAAAUGGUGCAAGGUGUCUGUCUAUAAUUGGUGUCACUGCCCAUUUGUGGUGCAGUUUAAAGCUGUUCUAGUCUUUUUGUUUGCUUUCGGAAUAAUUGUUUGUUGCUGGUCUGUUCAUGUCUGUUUUACUAACAGAGAUUCAAUGUCCCAAACAUAUUCACUGCCACUUUACCCUGCACCAUAUCAGUGUAGAAGAUGCAUAAAAGUUCAAGUGUAGUAGUCUGGUGUGUUGGGCAUCAGAACACAAAACACACCAGAUGAUGACCGUCAACUCAAGACAUGGAGGAAUUACUAUAUAGACGUACAGUUCUCCUUAAAGCAACAGUGUUUGCUUAUUAACAUCUGUGGAUUUCUUUGCACAUGGGAAAAAGGUCAUAUUUAAUACAUUGUACAAAUAUCACUUGUGCUCGAACAAAGAAGUCUUCAUGCGGUGAAUAAAGGGUUGCUGUCACAGUGAGAUGAACUAACAUGUGCCAACCUAAUAUCCUAACCAAAUCCACUGGUUCAGUUUGGGUAAUUCUAUGCAACAUAAAUUAUGUCUGGAUGCAUCUUUCUUAAUGUGUGCUGUCAAUGAGAGUUUGUCUGAAUAAAUAUGUACCUUUUAAAGAUGAUUUUACUUUUAAUAAACAUAGAUAUAAAAGAUCUAAAACAGAAGAUGAUUAUAGCAUAGUUUUUUUUUUGUUUUGUUUUUUUAACUUGCUGUUAUGACACAAUACAUGUUGAGCUUAUGCACUUUAUUUAUAAGUUACUGUUCCAAUGUUGUGUUUGACUUUCCAUCAAAACUAUGAGAAAGUUAUUGCUACAUGGAAUACAGUGACAUUUGCUGGAAAACAGCAACUCUUCAUCAGAAGCACUGAAAUACAUUUCAGCCUUGUUGGUGCUCUACAAAUACAAGGGCCCACUUUUGAUGGCCAAUGGAUUCUCACAAUCAAUACCAUGAGUUCUACGUCUAUAGCAUUCCGCCUCUAAUAUAGUGCUGUGUAUCUUGUUUCCAAUCAAUGCUGUGUCCCCUUUAAAUAAUGACAGAAAUAAUGGCUUCACUCAUAUGGCCGUUGUCUCCUCUUUGUUAUUUCAAUGUAAUGUUAGCCUGAUUUGUUAUGCUGUAUUCCUGGGAACUUAACAUCUGAGAUGAAUCUGAUGUAUUCAGUUGCAGUAAACAGUGUGAAUGUGAUUUGAUUAUUUUUGAUUAUGUAAAUACAUAAGAUAUUUUCUAUAAGAAGAGGUUUGAAUAUUUAUUUGGUCUGACACUGAGCAUGUAAGUGCGAUCUCAAGGUCAAAGUCCUGUCUGUACAUACGUAUUUGUCUAGCUAUGUGAGCAAAUCAUCCAUCUGAUUGACUGAACAAUGUCAAUCAACCCAUUUCAACACCUCCAAUGAAAACAGUGACAUCUCGCAGAAUUAAGACGAGAACGUAAAAAAAAAAAAACACAAUAAUUCUUUUCAACUUCAGUGGUUGUCAAAGAAUUUCUAGGUUUUACAUGGAUGUUGCAUGUUUCGCUAGAUGUUUGUUGAUAUUUUUGCCUCCAGAUUCUGUUUCAAAAGAGGGAAAUUGAAUAGAUUUAUCUGAAGAUGUAUGCUGACUGUAAAAAUGCUUGUAAAAUGAGUCUUGUUUUUCACUUCGUGUAAAAAUGAGAAAUUUAAUGUUAUGGUUUUGUGGUUGUCCACAGGAUGUCAUGGAAUUAUGCAAUUGUGCUGUAGAAAAAAAAUGUUUCCCUGAGUCUAAAUAAUAAAUAUUAAAGAAGAGAUUCUAUUCCAAAUGUGAAAA